CUCCCAUUUCUCUAACAUAACAUCCAUGGCUUCUUCUUCUUGUUUGAUUCCCAGAACUGUAAUUCUUCUUGUUUCCACUGUGGGUUUUCUUCUUCCAUUGCAACUGCAGGCCCUGAAAUCGCCGUUUUCUCCUCGCGACGUGCUUCCAUUACUACCAAGAAAGGUGUCAUGGCGGAUUCUGAGCUCUUUCGAAAACCCCGCCAAUCUUCUUCCGGCAUACGUCGGAGCUGUCUCCUCUCCUGAGAAAUCUGUUCAGUGGCAAGGGGCUUGUUUCUAUCAGAACACCGCAUGGCUGGAGUUCCAUAACAAGUCUGGCUCUGGAUAUGGCGGCGGUACGCUUCAUAUAAAGGUUAGCAAUGCACAUAGUCUAACAUGUACGGAUGUUUAUAUCUUUGCAACUCCAUACCGCUGGACUUGGGAUGGCUAUUUUCUGUCUAGAGAACAUACUCUCGAGUUCAAUCAAUGGGAAGGAAAGGAAGAAUUUGAAUAUGUUAAAAGGGAAGGGGUUUCAAUUUUCCUGAUGCAAGCUGGAGUGUUGAAAAGCCUUGAAGCACUGUACAGUGUCCUCCCUUUGUUUGCAAACUCUGAGUGGGGCGAGCAAUCCAAUAUUAAAUUUCUUGAGAAUGAAAUGAGUACCACCUUCAUGGAACGCCCUCCUCCAUGGAGUACCAGCGUCAAUGUUGAUGAUAUCAACUCUGGAGACUUCUUAGCACUGUCCAAAAUUCGUGGCCCAUGGGGUGGCUUUGAGACUCUAGAGAAGUGGGUUACUGGUUCAUUUGCUGGCCAUUCUGCUGUUUGCUUAAGGGAUUCUGAAGGAAACUUAUGGGUUGCUGAAUCUGGGCGUGGCAAUGGUGGAAUGGAGGGUGAUAUUAUUGAUAUUUUAGCAUGGGAUGAAUGGUGGGACUAUGAACUCAACAAAGAUCCAUCCAAUCCCCACAUUGCAUUGCUUCCUUUGCAUCCUGAUUUGAGGGCCAAGUUUAAUGAAACUGCUGCAUGGGAGUAUGCAAGGAGCAUGGUUAAGAAACCCUAUGGCUAUCAUAACUUGAUUUUCAGCUGGAUUGACACCACCCACGGAAAUUAUCCUUCUCCCUUGGAUGCCCAUAUGGUUGCUUCUGCUAUGACUAUAUGGAAUCAAAUGCAGCCGACCCUGGCAACAAAGUUGUGGAAUGAAGCUCUAAACAUACGACUUGGAACAAAGGGGCUUGAGCUUCCUGAGAUUCUAGUUGAAGUGGAAAAGCGAGGAUCAUCUUUUGGGGAACUAUUGGCUAUUCCUGAACAGGAUGAUUGGAUCUAUGAAGACGGGAAAUCAGCAUCAUGUGUUGCUUUUGUCCUUCAAAUUUACAAGGCAGCUGGCCUUUUUGGUCCGCUUGCUACCUCAAUUCAAGCCACAGAGUUCACUAUAAAAGAUGCAUACAAUCUCAACUUUUAUGAAAACAAUUCAAGCCGGCUUCCAAAAUGGUGCAACGGUGGGGACAAUGUGAGGCUUCCAUAUUGUCAAAUUCUUGGAAGGUAUAGAAUGGAUUUGCCUGGAUAUAAUACCAUCCAACCCUAUCAACAUAUGAACGAAAGGUGCCCUUCUCUUCCAACUUACUUCCAUCCAAACAACUGCUAGAAACCCUCUUCAAGGUUUCUUUCGUGUCGUGCGGGUUGGCUCUUGAAUACUUGACGAUAAUAAGUAGUAUAAGUAGUCUUGCCUUUAGUUUAAAGUUUGAUGGGAUACUCACUAAUAACAGACGUGCCUAGAAAUAAGACGUCUUACAAUAAAGUAAUAAGAAGUUCAUCGUUUCGUUUAA
This is a messenger RNA of Cucurbita pepo subsp. pepo (vegetable marrow), 1793 nucleotides long. RefSeq lists its product as uncharacterized. Lineage: Eukaryota; Viridiplantae; Streptophyta; Magnoliopsida; Cucurbitales; Cucurbitaceae. The record is from RefSeq and is a predicted model, not a curated record.